This is a messenger RNA of Nerophis lumbriciformis (worm pipefish), 3045 nucleotides long. NCBI's taxonomy places the organism in Eukaryota, Metazoa, Chordata, Actinopteri, Syngnathiformes, Syngnathidae. The record is from RefSeq and is a predicted model, not a curated record.
AUGGCCGAGUCCGUGGACUCCAUGCAUUUCGCAGCGAACAGCCAAACAAAUUCCCCCCAAGCGCUGCUAGCUAAACGGCCGCCGGAGAGCCGACCGCAGUCUUCCAGCGACAUUCACCCGCCGCCCCCAAAGAAGGUCCGCGUGGAGGAGAAGCGGCCCAAGCACAGGAAAGUCAACGGAGAGGUGUGCGCAGGGGAAAAACACAACGGGAAAGCGAGUUGUGGGAGCCCAGCGAAAUGGAGUUUCGGCCCGGCCAAGGCGAGCCACUCCACCGCCUCCGUCGCCGCCGCCGCCGCCGCGGUGGUGGUACCAGGAGCAGCGACUCCCGCUCGGAAAAUCUUCAAAAUAAGCAACUUCCUCGCCUCGCCGUCCAAAGAGAAACGGGCCAAGGAAAAGCGGCACAGGGAGAAAAGCGGCGAAGCGCAGCGCAUUUCGACAGCGUCUGUGGAGAAAGUCAACCCCGCUAGCUGCCAUACAAAGACCGAGAACAGCGAUGUCAAGGCGCCGCAGAGAGAUCAUAACAGCAAGGACAAGGAGCGGGAGAGCAAGAAGGAAAAGAGUAGCAAAGAGUGGAAAAAUCACAAACUGCCUCCAGAACGUGACAUCUCAAAGGAAAACGGGGAAGUGGUGUUUCCUCCUCAGAAAGAGCCCAAGGAGAAACCCAAAGCCACGUCCCAAGAAGACCUCUUGCUCAAGAAGCUGAAAAAGAAGAAGAAAAAGAAGCACAAAGACGGCGAGCGGGCCAAAGAGCGGCACGGCCGCCCUAAAAUGUACCACCGCUCGUGCCAGACUGUUUAUUCCGCCGUCUCCCUCGGGUUGGCCGACUUCCUCAGCCGAAUCAACGGCAACAGCGGCGCCGGCGGGCAUUACGGAGUGCGCUACCAAGACCCUUCCGCCAUUGUCAGGGACAGACCGGGCUACAGCUCACCGCUCCGCUGCACGCCCACGCCGAGUCUGCCCGGGCUGGAGUUCGGCCAUCUGAUCAAUGUGGAGAUUCAGGCCAACGGCGGCGCCUCGGUGGCGCACGCCUACAGCGAGCAGCUCUCAGGCCUGUCGCCCGCCGAAAUGCAGCGCUUCGCCCAGGAGUUUGUCACGCUGUCUUUCAGCGAGGACGAGGCCCAGGCGGCGCGUUUCGUCAUGGGGAUCAUUCACGGAGCGGCGGCCUACCUCCCGGACUUUCUGGAUUACUUCUCCUACAAGUUCCCCAAUGCCCCUGUCAAGAUGGAGGUGCUCGGGAAGAAGGACAUCGAGACGACCACCAUGGCUAACUUCCACACUCAGGUUAAGCGGACAUACUCCCAGGGAACGUACCGGGCCGGCGCCAUGCGCCAAGUCAGUCUGGUGGGCGCCGUUGAUGAGGAGGUUGGCGACUACUUUCCUGAGUUCAUCCAAAUGUUGGAGGAUUCUCCCUUUCUAGAGCGGACGCUGCCCUGGGGAACUUUUUCUAGUCUUCGGCUGCAGAGCCCGACCGAGAGCGACGACGGCCCCAUCAUGUGGGUCCGACCCGGGGAACAAAUGAUCCCCAUGGCUGACAUGCCCAAGUCUCCCUUCAAGAGAAAAAGGUCCACCAACGAGAUCAAGAACUUGCAGUACCUGCCCAGAGCCAGCGAGCCCCGCGAGAUGCUGUUCGAAGACCGGACACGAGCCCACGCCGAUCAUAUCGGUCAGGGCUUCGAGAGACAGACCACGGCCGCCGUGGGCGUGCUCAAGGCCGUGCGCUGUGGAGAAGAGAGCGACACACCUGCGCGCAUCACCAAAGAUGUGGUGUGCUUUCACGCUGCCGAUUUCCCAGAUGUGGUCAUGAGGCUGCAGCUGGACCUCCACGAGCCACCGCUGUCUCAGUGCGUUCAGUGGAUCGACGACGCCAAGCUGAACCAACUGCGGCGCGAGGGCAUCCGCUACGCCCGCAUCCAGUUGUACCACGACGACAUCUACUUCAUCCCCCGGGGCGUCAUCCACCAGUUCAAGACGGUGUCGGCAGUCUGCAGCUUGGCCUGGCACAUCCGCCUCAAACAGUACCACCAGAACGACGUCGAGGAAGAGGAGAAAGAGGAGGACGAGGAGAUGACGUGCGCGGCCAGUGACGUCGGGCUACAGAUCAAAGAGGAGGAGCUCGAGGAGAAGGUGGUGAAACUGGCGGAGGAGCUCCCCUUACCGCGGCUGUGUAAGGAGGAAGAGGAGUCGGAAGCGCUCGUGGUGGAGGAGGUGAAAAAAGAGGAGGAAAGGUGUCGAAGUGAAAUCCAGGAGGACCUCAAAACCAUCAAGAAGGAGAAAGUGCGAUGGGAGGAGGACAGGACUGAAGGAGAGAAGGAGAGAAUUAAAGAGGAUGAGAGGAGUAAAGAGGGAAAACCUCAAGAAGAUGAGAAGAGUAAAGAGGAAAGGGAGAGGACGAAACAAGACCGAAGUAAAGAGGAGAAGGAGAGAAGGCCUCCGGAAGACGACAAGACUAAAGAGGAAAGGGAGAGGACGAAACCAGAGAGGAGUAAAGAGGAAAGGACUAAAGAGGAAAAGGAGAGGAGUAAAGAGGUGAAAGAAAGGACUAAAGAGGAGAAGGAGAGGAAAGAUAAGAGCAAAGAUCGGGAACGGAAGCACCGGCUAAAGGAGAAAGAGAAGCUAAAGAGCGACGGAACGGCACUCGCGAGAAAGAAGGAAAAGGAGGCAUCGGGCUGCGGCGGCGUCUCCCUUUUGUCUCUAAACGCCCGUCCCGAGGAGACGCGGGACAAACACAAGUCUUCGCAAGGGAAGAAGGAGAAAAGCGGUCAGCGGACCGACAACAAAUCCUCGCUCAAUAAGCCCCCAAUCCCGAGGCGGGACGGCAAAAAAGAGGAGCCCAAGAAGACCCCCAGGACUCUCAUCACUUUCGAUCUCUUCAAGCCCAUGGAGGCCCACCAGACGGUGGCGCUGUCUUUUAAAACUCACCACGCCAAGUCCGCCGACGGCCGGACGCUGCAGGUUCCUUUUAAAGGGAGCAAAGUCAAAAGCGCCGACUCCCAAACGCAGCAGCUCAAGCAGACGCUCAAGACACACAAAGAUUUCCUGCUAUGA